This is a messenger RNA of Sclerotinia sclerotiorum 1980 UF-70, 453 nucleotides long. RefSeq lists its product with no specific name. The transcript is spliced from 2 exons. The coding region runs from base 1 to 453 and encodes 150 amino acids. Lineage: Eukaryota; Fungi; Ascomycota; Leotiomycetes; Helotiales; Sclerotiniaceae. The record is from RefSeq and is a predicted model, not a curated record.
AUGGCAGGUAUUGAAGAGCAUUCAGGAGAUGGCGGUACGUCAGUUCUGGAACCAAUAAAACAACAACUGCAAAAGAAAAAAUCUACACCUAGAUGGAUUUUUGGGGUUGUUCUGCUAAUAUCAGUCUUCGGUGCACUCUUCGUCCUACCCCUAUUCCUGUAUGAGUGGGAAAUAACACAUUUCGCCUUUUCACGUGGUGUUGAAGGAUACCAACCCCAUGGAUCACCCUCUUUCGAACAAACUGGAAACCACCAUCCUUGUAAAGAUGCCAAACCAGGUAUUUUGGCUCAAGGCCUAAUGCUUGUAAAUAUUGAUGGCAUGACAAGAGACCGGAAGAUGUACAUUGGGGAAUCUCUUCCAGAUAUCUAUGAUCAAUCACCUGUUCUACAUUCUGCUCUAGUUCAAUUACUAGAAUAUGAUGCUAUCGCAAAGGACUGUGCUCUCAUUUUUUGA